CGCCGUCCCCGUGCUUCUUAUGGAGAACUUGAGGCUUCUUUUUUUUCCAUUUUCAUGUCGAAAUUCCUCCGGUUCGUUCGAUCGGGAGGGUUCGCGCGUAACUGAAUUGAGGUUCGAAUCUGAUUUUUGUCGUCUUGUCGCUGAGUGAGGGGAGUGAAGUGGUGAUGUUCCGGUUAGAUCUCGCGAGUUAGCUAAUGAGUAUUUGCUUUUUGUUUUUCGAGGCGCGCGGAUUUGUUUUCAAGUUUGUCGCGGUAGUAGAGAUUGAGUAUGAGUUCGAUAAGAGAGGAACGGCUGUGUGUCAUUUGUGACUUUGUGGAAGAUGAGCGUAAUGAUUGGAUUUUAGGUGUGGCGGAGGUUCAUGAGCUUGUAGCAUUCUAACUUGUAAAUUUUCUCUCGUUCGUGACUCUGAGCUUUGACUUCAUUUUAAGGUUCGUGUUCCUGAGGUACUACCUCGUCCUUCAAUAUUUGCACCACAAUUUACAGAAAGCUGAGCUCGAUUUCGUGUGGUUUGGUGAUUUGACUUUGUAGUUUGGUAUGAAACUAGAAAGGCAAUAAAUGCUAUUUCUCGAAUAGGAUGCAGUUAGAUGCAAGAAAUUUUGGUGUCCGUCAGCUAUAGAUGCGUGUGUGGUGAUUAUCUUUGUGACAUUGAACUUGAUGUUUGUGCCAGGAUAUGCUUUGCAGUUUCUUCAACAUAAUUGGUGAUCCAUCCAAAGGAUUCUUCUGUUAUGCUCAGGGCUAUACCACCCACUUCUUUUGUGUGGCAUCCUUUCUUUGGACAACAGUAAUUGCAUUUACUCUUCACCGAACGGUUGUUAGACACAAAACGGAUGUUGAAGAUUUGGAGGCUAUGUUUCACUUGUAUGUAUGGGGCACAUCCCUGGUUAUGACCAUCAUACGCUCUAUUGGCAAUGAUCACGGGGAUUUAGGUGCAUGGUGUUGGUCACAAACGGGGCGCACAGGAAAGGCAGUCCACUUCAUAACGUUUUAUGCGCCACUCUGGGGAGCAAUCCUUUAUAAUGGUUUUUCAUACUUUCAAGUGAUACGCAUGUUAAACAAUGCCACACGUAUGGCAGUUGGCAUGUCAGAUCGAGCAUACCACUCAGAUGCAAGACCUGAUAUGAAGGCUUUGAACAGGUGGGGAUACUAUCCGCUCAUUCUGAUAGGAUCGUGGACCUUUGGUACAAUCAAUCGGAUACAUGACUUCACUGAACCUGGACAUAAGAUCUUUUGGCUGUCUCUUCUUGAUGUUGGCACUGCUGCUCUGAUGGGCCUGUUCAACUCAAUAGCAUAUGGCCUGAAUUCUUCGGUGCGACGGGCGAUUCGCGAGAGAUUGGAUCUAGUAAUCUGGCCAGAGAUGAUUAGGCCAUGGUUGCCUAACAGUUCAAGGAUCAGAAACCAACAGCAAGAGAGUGAACUGGUGUCAUUGAAAAUCCAAGAUCCGCACUGACGAUUUCAAGACUAUUCCAUUUUCUUCGGCAAUGGAUUGAGUAAGCUGCGAAGCUACCGCAUUUGACACCCCAUCAGACUGAUUCGAAGGUCCAGUAGAUGUUCACGGGACAGACCUUUUCUUUUCUUUUUUUCAAUCGAACACCUAGUAAUUUUUUUGUGAAGAAGGGGUGGCGUCGGCUAUUAGCAACCGUUUAGUUGCAAUAUUGUAUAUUAGGAAGGUACAAGCCCUUUUUGCGAUCGUGAUUCCUUCCGCUAGGGACUUGGGUUUCGGUUCCCCGUUUUGUAGGUCGAUUUGUACAGUAUUCUCUCCUCUCACCAUCUGUUCCGAUCAUAUUCUUUCCACAACAGACUUGAUCCCUGAUUAGAGUAACUUCUUCCAAAUCCGUCUAACGACCGUUGUUUCUGUCGGAGUCCCAUGUUCUUUUUUUCCCCUU
Messenger RNA from Rhodamnia argentea, 1883 nucleotides. RefSeq names its product G-protein coupled receptor 1. The coding region runs from base 671 to 1447 and encodes 258 amino acids. The record is from RefSeq and is a predicted model, not a curated record. Gene Ontology annotation, biological process: adenylate cyclase-activating G protein-coupled receptor signaling pathway; cell surface receptor signaling pathway. NCBI's taxonomy places the organism in Eukaryota, Viridiplantae, Streptophyta, Magnoliopsida, Myrtales, Myrtaceae. Gene Ontology annotation, molecular function: G protein-coupled receptor activity. Gene Ontology annotation, cellular component: plasma membrane. The transcript has 9 exons.